GUCACCUUUCUUCGAGGAUAUGUUCUCCCUUGUCCAGCCUCCGAAGGAGGUAUCCGCAGAACUAGACCGCAUUGAUGUCUCCGAGGAUAGCACCACCCUCGAGAUCCUUAUGCGCCUUUGCUAUCCCGUCAAUCAGCCGAAGAUAAGUGACUGGUCGCUCCUGGGAAAAGUUUUGGGAGCAGCCAUGAAGUACCAGAUGGAGAUCAUCGCCGAUCUGCUCAAGGUCGCACUCCGCAGCUUCAUAGACGGGAAGCCGCUGCGCUGUUUUACGGUGGCUUGCCAGCUGCAGCUUGAAGAGGAAGCAGAGUUGGCGGCCAAAGCCUGGAAGACCCAAGCGAAGUCUCUCACAGACACGUCCAAGUCUUUCGCGUCCACCUUCGCUGGCGGAACAUACAUCCCAGAGAUGUCCACUAUGUCUUCCGCCGCCUACUUCCGGCUCUUGCAGUACCUCCGCGGCGGAAAGCUGACCAAGUUCACCACCACUCCCAAGAGGUCCGGUCCACAUUCCUCGCUGCGAGCGCCACAGUCUGCUCUUACGAUCUCGGAUGAGGAUUGUAUCCUUCGAUCGAUUGGCGGCGAAGCUUUUCCCGCGCAUUCCGUAGUGCUUCGAGUCGCAUAUGCUGGGAAACUUCUCGAGACAGCUACUACAUAUGAUACAGAAAACGGAAGUAUGCGAGAAGUGCCUGUUGACUUGGACAGCAGCACCCUCCGGGCCAUGCUCAAAUUUUGCUACCCAAUGUCGCAUGUCGCAUCGCUGGACCUGAGCGACGUCGUUCGAGUCUUCGAAGGUGCCGGGAAGUAUGGGAUGCAGGAAAUAGCGGAUGCAGCUAAGCAGCAGAUAAUGAAGAGCGUCGAGACGAGGCCGCUCUCCGUAUAUCUGCUAGCCGGGCUAAACGGAUGGGUGGAAGAGGCGCAGGAGGCAGCAAGGCGUUCAGUGCUCCGUGGUUUACGCGACACCUACGUGCCCGAGAUGGAAGAAGUCCCCGCCCCGGUGUAUCACGCCCUUCUAGAGUUCCAACACCGGUCACGAAGCAUAGCAACAGAUAUUGUCGCCACACACGCGCCGAAUGCUCCAACUUGGCUGUCUGUUUCAGCCAAUCAUCUCCAAACGCUGCCUAUCGCACCCUCGCUCCCGCUUGUAGAGGAGAUGAUCUUGGGGUCAGGCGUCGGUGGGCAGUAUGAAUGCCAUACCUGCGACACGUCUUACUUCAGUGCGUUCAUAGCUAGUAGGUGUCCCACGUGUUACACAGGGGAUAACAGCCGGAUGUCGGCCGUGCUUGAAGAAAGUGCUGCCAUGGAAAGGGAGAUACGGGACGCAUUAGCUCAGCUUCCACUGUAUCUUCAACAUCAAGUAACGCCGCGAAGCGACUAAAAGCUACUACUUCAAUUCGCCAAUUCGUAGCGGCGUGCGAGAUACUAGUCAUCUUCUUAACAGUGGUUGAAUCGUACUUAGGGGUGUGGGCCGAGUAUACCAGACCGUUCGCUUAACUGAUCAGACGCACGAGUUCCGAUAUCGGAGUAGCAGCUUGAACUGGUAAUUCAUGUAUAGGAAUAAAAAAUGAUAGCCC
Messenger RNA from Phanerochaete carnosa HHB-10118-sp, 1568 nucleotides. RefSeq lists its product as uncharacterized. The transcript is spliced from 2 exons. The record is from RefSeq and is a predicted model, not a curated record. Lineage: Eukaryota; Fungi; Basidiomycota; Agaricomycetes; Polyporales; Phanerochaetaceae. Gene Ontology annotation, molecular function: protein binding. Bases 20 to 1372 code for a protein of 450 amino acids.